UUCCCCAUAAACAGAAGGCUGUCUGCCUACCCCAGGGAAACUCAGUGGCCAACCGCGGAGACAGUAAGAAUCUGAACCAAACAAAAGCAGCCACGGCCGCCAGGUGCACACGCUCGGGAGAGAGGACAUUGCGUCCCUCGCCGGUCGCCGGUUUCGAAAGACGCGAGCCGGGUCUCCAGAAGGUCGGUACCGGCUUUCCCCUGGCCGGCGGCUAUAGGAAGGGCUCGGUGGGGCGAAGAGAGUGGACCCGGCCAGCGCGGGACGCUUAAACCCCGUGCCGUCGGUACGUCCAACGACAGGCGGAUCCGCGGACAGCCUAGGCGCUCUAGGACCCCGGCGGGCGCGGUGUGGCGGGAAGAAGGAAGUUUCAAAGCCGAGUGGCUCAAUUGUUGCCGCCCAGGCGAGAUGAAGCUGCACUGCGAGGUGGAGGUGAUCAGCCGGCACUUGCCGGCUUUGGGGCUGAGGAACCGAGGCAAGGGCGUCCGAGCCGUAUUGAGCCUUUGUCAGCAGGCGCCCGGGAGUCAGCUGCGGCCCCGCGCAAGGGACGAACCGGGCGGCCCGCGCCCCGCCUGCCUGCUCAUCUCCACCAUGAAGGACAAGCGCGGGACCCGCUAUGAGCAGCUAAAGGAAAAUAUUGAGCAGUUCUUCACCAAAUUUGCAGAUGAAGGGAAAGCCACUGUCCGGUUAAAGGAGCCUCCUGUGGACAUCUGUCUAAGUAAGGCCAAUUCUGGCAAUUUAAAGAGUUUCCUUUCAGCUAUGAGACUGGCUCAUAAAGGCUGUGAUAUCAACGCACCACUUUCAACGCUCACAUCAGUGAAAACAUCAGAAUUUGAAAAAUUUAAAAUUAAAAUGGUUAUCACAUCCAAAAAGGACUAUCCCCUAAGCAAGAACUUUCCAUAUUCUCUCGAACAUCUUCAGGUUUCUUAUUGUGGGCUUCUCCGAGUUGACAUGCGUAUGCUUUGUUUAAAAAACCUUAAGAAAUUGGACUUGAGUCAUAACCACAUAAAAAAGCUUCCAGCUACAAUUGGAGAUCUCAUUCACCUUCAAGAACUUUACCUGAAUGACAAUCAUUUGGAGUCUUUUAGUGUGGCCUUGUGUCAGUCUACACUCCAGAAAUCACUUCGCAGUUUGGAUCUCAGCAAAAACAAAAUCAAGGCACUCCCUGUACAGUUUUGCCAGCUACGAGAACUUACAGAUUUAAAACUUGAUGAUAAUGAAUUGAUUCAGUUUCCUUUCAAGAUAGGACAAUUAGCAAACCUUCGUUUUUUGUCAGCAACUCGAAAUAAGCUUCCAUAUUUGCCUAGUGAAUUUAAAAAUCUGUCCCUUGAAUACUUGGAUCUUUUUGGAAAUCCUUUCGAACAGCCAAAAGUCUUUCCAGUUAUAAAACUGCAAGUGCCAGUAACGUUAUUGGAAUCUUCUGCACGAGCCAUACUAUAUAAUAGGAUUCCAUAUGGUCCGCAUAUCAUUCCUUUCCAUCUUUGCCAAGAUUUGGAUGCUGCAAAAACCUGUGUUUGUGGGAGAUAUUGUCUGAACUCUUUCAUUCAAGGAACUACUACAAUGAAUCUCCACUCUGUUGCUCACACUGUGGUCUUAGUAGAUAAUAUGGGUGGUACAGAAGCACCUGUUAGCUCUUACUUCUGUUCUCUAACCUGCUAUGUAAAUUCCUCUGAUAUGUUAAAGUAAUAGGUGAUGCCACAAAAAGAAAUUUCAUUUAGUUUAGAUAAGCUUGGGAUUCCUUUGUGACCUAUGAUUUUAUAGUGCCAAAUUGGAAAAAAGGAAGCCUUUUUUUUUUUUUAGGUACCAGGGAUUAAACCAGGGGCACUUAGCCACUAAGCCACAUCCCCAGCCCUUUUUUUUAUUUUAUUUAGAGACAGGGUCUCGCUGAAUUUCUUAGGGUGUUGCUAAUUUGGUAAGGCUGACUUUGAACUCAUAAUCCUCCUGCCUCAGCCUCCCAAGCCACUGGGAUUAUAGGGUGUGCCACCAUGUCUGAUCCAAGGGAAGUCUUUUGUAUACUUACUCAAGAAGAGGAAUAUGUGUUAUGCCAACAUUUUAAGUCAUUUGACUCUAAAACUUUAAUUUCAUUAAAGCUGAAUUUUAUUGUGGGGUUAACUUUUUAUUCAUUUAUUGCAGUAUUGAUUUCACCUAAAGUUUCCAGAGUUGUAAGGUUGAGUUUUAAUGUUAAAUAGAUACUGAUCCCAGUCACUCUGAUCAUAAGAAUGUUCUUAUCAACUUUCUUCUUGCAUAUCAAUUAAAGGAGUUUCAUAAUGCAUGAAAUAUACUUGUGGAGGACUAAUAUUCCAAAUAAUAGUGAAGAAUUAUUUGGUAUUAAACUAUGUACAUACUAAAUAUCCCUAAUCCAAAAUCCAAACUGCUCUAAAACCCCAAAUAUUUUGAGCACUGACAUGCCUCAAGUGGAAAAUUUCACACCUGACCUUAUGACAGGUUAUAUUCAAAUGCAGGUACACUAUUGUUGGUGAGAUUGCAGACUAGUACAACACCCUGGAAAGCAGUAUGGAGAUUCCUCAAAAUAUUACAAAUGGAACCCACCAUAUGACCCAGCUAUCCUACUCCUUAGUAUUAUUCCAACAGAAUUAAAAGCAUAGUCUAGCAAUACAGCCACCUCAGUGUUUAUAGCAGCAUAAUUCACAGUAGUCAAAUUAUGGAAUCAAGUGAGAUGCCCAUCAGUAGAUGAAUGGAUUAAGAAAUUGUGGUAUAUGUACACAAUGGUUUUUACCUAGCCAUAAAGGAAAAUGAAAUGGCAUUUGGCGAAUGGAUGGAAAUGUAGAACAUCAUACUAAGUGAAAUAAUUCAGUCUCAGAAAAUCAAGGGUCAAAUAUUUUCUCAUGUAGAAGCUAGAGCAAAAUAAAGGUAGAGAGGAGGAUCAGAAA
Sciurus carolinensis (gray squirrel) is the source of this 2888-nucleotide messenger RNA. RefSeq names its product leucine rich repeat protein 1 (gene Lrr1). The record is from RefSeq and is a predicted model, not a curated record. Gene Ontology annotation, molecular function: protein binding. The coding region runs from base 406 to 1683 and encodes 425 amino acids. NCBI's taxonomy places the organism in Eukaryota, Metazoa, Chordata, Mammalia, Rodentia, Sciuridae. The transcript is spliced from 4 exons.